Messenger RNA from Staurois parvus, 732 nucleotides. NCBI's taxonomy places the organism in Eukaryota, Metazoa, Chordata, Amphibia, Anura, Ranidae. The record is from the annotation of a GenBank genome assembly.
UCAUUUCAGUACAUCCAUUCAGCUGGUAUCAUCCAUAGGGACCUGAAGCCUGGAAAUCUGGCUGUGAACGAAGAUUGUGAGUUAAAGAUCCUGGAUUUUGGACUGGCAAGGCAUACAGACAGUGAAAUGACAGGUUAUGUGGUGACCAGAUGGUACAGAGCCCCAGAGGUGAUACUUAAUUGGAUGCAUUAUACACAGACAGUGGACAUAUGGUCUGUUGGCUGUAUCAUGGCAGAAAUGUAUACUGGACGUCCACUCUUCAAGGGUAAUGACCAUCUGGAUCAGCUUACAGAAAUAAUGAAAAUUACUGGAACACCUACCCAGGACUUUGUCCAGAAGCUUCAGAGUCCUGAUGCUAAAAAUUAUAUCAAGAGUCUCCCAAAGGUGCAGAAGAAAGACUUUGGGUUGCUGUUGAGAUACGCAAACCCUCUUGCUGUCAACCUGCUGGAAAAGAUGUUGGUGUUGGAUGCAGAUAAGCGAAUAACAGCAACUGAUGCUUUAUGUCAUCCAUACUUUGAGCAGUUCCAUGAUUCUGACGAUGAGGCAGAAGCAGAUCCAUAUGAUGAUUCACAUGACAAUCUAGAACUUCCUCUUGAAGAAUGGAGGCGUGAGUGUAGAAGGAAAUAUCCAAGCUGUUUUCUCUUUCUAUUCUGUCUUGUCUCAUUUGCACUUAAAGCAGAUUUAACCAUACUAUUCCCAUACUCCUCCCCUCCCUGCUGUUUCCUAACUUAA